This is a messenger RNA of Camarhynchus parvulus, 5688 nucleotides long. RefSeq names its product DEP domain containing 5, GATOR1 subcomplex subunit (gene DEPDC5). Gene Ontology annotation, biological process: negative regulation of TORC1 signaling; positive regulation of autophagy; intracellular signal transduction. Gene Ontology annotation, molecular function: GTPase activator activity. NCBI's taxonomy places the organism in Eukaryota, Metazoa, Chordata, Aves, Passeriformes, Thraupidae. The record is from RefSeq and is a predicted model, not a curated record. Gene Ontology annotation, cellular component: GATOR1 complex; lysosomal membrane.
CCGGACGCGGAAGUGCCGCGCGGUACCCGCGGGACGGCACCGGCAGGGCAGGGCCGGGCCCCGCGUUGGGCGCUCCGCGAGCAGGGCCGGGACUGCGCCGCGCUCUGCUCUGCUGCGGCACGGCCGGCCCCGGCCGCGCUGCCUGGGCCUGUGAGCGGCACGGAGCGUUGAGGUGUCCGGGCUCCCUUCGCGCCCGGACUGCGCCGUUCUCCCCGGUGUCCUUCCCCCGGGGCUCUGCCGUGAGCCGCCUCGCUGCUCGCUCUGCGCCUCUGCGCUACUGCCCCCCGUGCGGAUAUGCAAGAUGCCUUUAACUGUCUUGGCUCGAAGCGUCUGAGAGGAACUGGAGCUCAAGAUGAGAACCAACAAGGUGUACAAGCUCGUCAUCCAUAAGAAGGGGUUUGGAGGCAGUGAUGAUGAGCUGGUGGUGAAUCCUAAAGUAUUUCUUCAAAUUAAGCUGGGAGAUGUUGUGGAAAUUGCACAUCCCAAUGAUGAGUACAGUCCCCUGCUUCUCCAAGUGAAGUCACUUAAGGAAGAUCUGCAGAAAGAAACGAUAAGUGUGGACCAGACAGUGGCACAGGUGUUCCGCCUGCGGCCGUACCAGGAUGUCCAUGUCAAUGUUGUUGACCCAAAGGAGGUGACCUUGGACUUGGUGGAGCUGACAUUUAAAGAUCAGUAUAUUGGGCGUGGGGAUAUGUGGAGGCUGAAGAAGAGUUUGGUCAGCACAUGUGCGUAUGUCACCCAAAAAGUUGAAUUUGCAGGUAUCAGGGCCCAGGCAGGUGAACUGUGGGUAAAGAGUGAGAAAGUCACUUGUGGAUACAUCAGUGAGGACACCCGGGUGGUCUUCCGCUCCACUUCUGCCAUGGUUUAUAUUUUUAUCCAGAUGAGCUGUGAAAUGUGGGAUUUUGAUAUUUAUGGGGAUCUAUACUUUGAGAAAGCUGUGAAUGGUUUCCUUGCUGACCUCUUCACAAAAUGGAAGGAGAAGAAUUGCAGCCAUGAAGUGACAGUGGUUCUAUUUUCGAGAACAUUUUAUGAAGCAAAAUCUAUAGAUGAGUUUCCUGAAACGCAUCGUGCAUCAAUUCGGCAGGAUCAUGAGGGAAGAUUUUAUGAAGAUUUUUACAAAGUUGUAGUUCAGAACGAGAGGCGGGAAGAGUGGACCUCCUUGCUUGUGACCAUUAAAAAGCUUUUCAUCCAGUAUCCUGUGUUGGUACGACUCGAGCAAGCAGAGGGCUUUCCUUCAGGUUGCAAUUCUACCUCAGCACAAGGGAACUACCUGGAGGCUAUAAAUCUUUCAUUCAAUGUGUUUGACAAGCAUUACAUCAACCGCAACUUUGACCGCACGGGGCAGAUGUCGGUGGUGAACCCCGGCGUGGGGGUGUUCGAGGUGGAUCGGCUCCUCAUGAUCCUCACCAAGCAGCGCAUGAUCGACAAUGGGAUAGGUGUGGAUUUAGUGUGCAUGGGAGAGCAACCCUUGCAUGCUGUACCACUCUUUAAGCUCCAUAAUCGAUGUGGCCCUGGUGACUCACGAAUGGGUGAUGACUACAAUAUCCCACACUGGAUAAAUCAUAGUUUCUACACAUCCAAAAGCCAACUCCUGUGUAACAGCUUCACUCCACGAAUCAAGCUGGCAGGAAGGAAGCCACUGACAGAGAAAGCAAAAAAUAAUCGUGAUGCCUCAUUAGGAGCUCCAAAGGAUGCUGAGAAUGCCUUGCCCAUUCAGGUGGAUUAUGAUGGCUAUGAUGCCCAGGUGUUCAGACUGCCAGGCCCAGCCAGAGCCCAGCGCUGCACCACUUUCAGGUCGGUGCGGGAGCGGGAGAGCCGCACCAGGAAGAGCUCCAGCUCGUACGACGUCUCGUGCAGCCCGUCCCUGCAGAGCCGCGCGCUGCCCCCCGAGGAGGUGAGGAGCCAGGCUUCUGAUGACAGCUCCCUGGGCAAGAUCUCCAACAUCCUGAUGAUCCCACGGCCCCACCUGCACCAGUGUGAAGUCAGCAGCUCCUUGGGCUACACCAGCACCAGAGAUUUCCUUGAGAACAUGUUGGAGUCGCAGCAGCGCGACUCCAGCGCCCCGGGGCGGUUCCACGUGGGCAGCGCCGAGUCGCUGCUGCACAUCCGCCCGGGCGGGUACGCGCCCCAGCGCGCCCUCAUCAACCCCUUCGCCCCGUCCCGCAUGCCCAUGAAGCUGACAUCGAACCGCAGGCGCUGGAUGCACACCUUCCCCGUGGGUCCCUCAGGAGAAGCUAUCCAGAUCCAUCAUCAGACCCGGCAGAACAUGGCAGAAAUGCAGGGCAGUGGGCAGCAGGAUCUGACACAUUCCUCUGCAGAGCUGCUGGAGCUGGCUUACCAUGAGGCAACUGGCAGACACGGCAGCUCUCGGCACCCGGGGGAUGGCGGCUCCUUCCUGAGCUUCGGCGGGGCCGAGGAGUUCGGGAACGGGAACGGGCUGGGGGCCGGCCCCGGUGCAGGGGUGAACCUCAAAACUCAGAACAAGGAUUCCUUGGAAGAUGCUGUCUCUAAUUCUCCAGAUCCAAUGCCAGGCUUCUGUUGUACAGUUGGAGUGGACUGGAAGUCCCUGACCACCCCUGCCUGCCUGCCCCUCACCACCGAUUACUUCCCCGACCGCCAGAGCCUGCAGAACGACUACACCGAGGGCUGCUACGACCUGCUGCCCGAGGCUGACAUGGACAGGAGGGAUGAGGAAGGAGUGCAGAUGACAGCCCAGCAGGUGUUUGAGGAGUUCAUUUGUCAGCGCCUCAUGCAGGGCUAUCAGAUCAUUGUGCAGUCCAAGCCGCAGAAGCCGGCCCCGGCCGUGCCGCCCCCGCUCAGCAGCAGUCCCCUCUACAGCAGAGGUCUUGUGUCAAGAAAUAGACCUGAGGAAGAGGAUCAGUACUGGCUGAGCAUGGGCCGUACUUUCCACAAAGUCACCUUAAAAGACAAAAUAAUUACUGUGACUCGGUACCUGCCAAAGUAUCCAUAUGAAUCUGCUCAGAUAAACUAUACCUACAGCUUGUGCCCCUCACACUCUGACUCUGAAUUUGUCUCUUGCUGGGUAGAAUUUUCCCAUGAGAGACUAGAAGAGUACAAGUGGAAUUACUUGGAUCAGUAUAUCUGCUCUGCUGGCUCUGAGGAUUUCAGCCUUAUUGAGUCGCUGAAGUUCUGGAGGACGCGGUUCCUGCUGCUGCCCGCCUGCAUCAGCGCCACCAAGCGCAUCAUGGAGGGGGAGGCGCACUGCGACGUGUACGGCGACAAGCCCCGCUCGGACGAGGAGGAGUGGCAGCUCCUCGAUGGCUUCAUCCGCUUCGUGGAGGGCUUGAACCGCAUCCGCCGCCGCCACCGCUCCGAUCGAAUGAUCCGAAAAGGGUCUGCCAUGAAAGGCCUGCAGAUUGCUGGUCCAAUUCCCACUCACUCCCUGGAGCAGUCUGGACCUCCCAUUGGGAAAAAAGGAACCUCAGCACUCUCAGCUCUGCUGCAGAUGGAAGCCAGUCAGAAGACCCUGGGGGAGCAGCAAGCAGCAAUGCUUUCUGGGAAGAGCUCUGGCCAGCCUUCAGAGAGUGGGAGCAUUGCUAUCACACCCACCUAUAUGGACAGCCCUCGGAAGGAUGGGGCCUUCUUUAUGGACUUUGUUCGCAGCCCACGCACAGCUUCAACCUUCUACUCCCAGGUCUCUAUUGAUCAAUCAGUUCCUGCAUCCUCAGAUGGCAGCACCUUGCUACCCACGGGGCAGGUCCCUGACAGGAGCAGCAGCCAGGGGAGCACCCAGAACGCUGCAGAGCCAGGAUACAGCACAGCUGCUGCUGCAGAGGGCAGCUCUCAGCAGUGUUCAACAAGUGCUCUGACUUCCUCCUCCACUUUGGUAGAGAUUCUUGAAGCCAUGAAACACCCCACCACAGGGAUCCAGCUGCUCUCUGAACAGAAGGGGCUCUCCCCCUACUGCUUCAUCAGUGCAGAAGUUGUGCACUGGCUGGUGAAUAACGUGGAAGGGGUGCACACCCAGGCCAUGGCCAUUGACAUCAUGCAGAAAAUGUUAGAAGAGCAGCUUAUUGUCCAUGCAUCUGGAGAAGCUUUGCGAACCUUUAUUUAUGGCUUUUAUUUUUACAAGAUUGUUGUGGACAAAGAACCAGACCGAGUGGGGCUGCAACAGCCUGCCAUGUGGCACACAGCUGCCAUGGAUGACUUCUCAGCCUUCCAGAGGAAAUGGUUUGAGGUGGCCUUUGUGGCAGAAGAGCUGCUGCACUCGGAGAUCCCGGCGUUCCUGCUGCCCUGGCUGCCCAGCCGCCCCGCCUCCUAUGCAAGUAGGCACAGUUCCUUUAGCCGCAGUUUCGGAGGACGGAGCCAGGCAGCUGCACUCUUAGCUGCCACGGUGCCCGAGCAGCGCACGGUGACGCUGGAUGUGGAUGUGAACAACCGCACGGACCGGCUGGAGUGGUGCAGUUGUUAUUACCAUGGCAACUUCUCCCUGAACGCUGCCUUUGAGAUCAAGUUACACUGGAUGGCAGUGACUGCAGCUGUUCUUUUUGAGAUGGUUCAGGGCUGGCACAGGAAGGCCACCUCCUGUGGGUUCCUGCUCGUCCCAGUGCUGGAAGGCCCCUUUGCCCUGCCCAGUUACCUGUACGGGGACCCCCUUCGAGCUCAGCUCUUCAUCCCCCUCAACGUCAGCUGCUUGCUGAAGGAGGGCAGUGAGCAUUUGUUUGAUGGCUUCGAACCAGAAACAUACUGGGAUAGAAUGCAUCUUCUCCAGGAAGCAAUAGCACACAGAUUUGGAUUUGUACAAGAUAAAUAUUCAGCCUCUGCAUUCAACUUCCCAGCAGAAAACAAGCCCCAGUAUAUCCAUGUCACAGGGACAGUGUUCUUGCAGCUGCCCUAUUCCAAGAGGAAGUUUUCCAGCGGGCAGCAGCGGCGCCGGCGCAACUCCACGAGCUCCAGCACCCAGAGCCUGUUCUGUGAGGAGCGCAUCGGCUACAACUGGGCCUACAACACCAUGCUGACCAAAACCUGGCGCUCCAGCGCCACCGGCGACGAGAAGUUCGCAGACCGGCUGCUGAAGGACUUCACAGACUUCUGCUGGAACAAAGACAGCCGGCUCGUGGCGUUCUGGACUGACUGUCUGGACAAGAUGCAUGCCAGUGCCCCGUGAAUGGGCUUCUAUCUCUUAGGGAGACAGCUAGAAGCUUUACCUUGUGGCAAGGAAGUAGAAGUGAAGAGUCUCUCUAUUGGAUUCAUAUUGAGGCUCCAAGAGGACCUGAGUGAUAUUGCCGUUGAUAUUCAACAGAAUUUGAUUAAGUGCUUGGAAAAAAAGAAUUUGAGCUCUUGGCUUGCCAGUAUCUAUCACCUGACCUCAGCUUGGUUUUAAGUAGCUACAGUCCUUGGUUGCCAAAACUUCAGUUAGAGCAGAGGUAAAGAAAGGAGAGUGCAAAUGGUUUUCAAGGGCAGUUGGAUUCAGCACAGUGUGAUAGUAUCAGCUUCCAGUCCCUGGAAAUGGUCGGUGCCAGUUGGCAUCUGAUGUGCCUGGCAGCAGCCUGUCCCUUCCCCUUCCAAGGUGUACCUGAUUGUGUGAAUAUGUAAGAUAAGAUGUGAGAGAUGCUUGUUAAAUUUUCAUACAUGUAAAUAAGUAAAAUGCAGAAAAUAAAGUGACCUGAUGUUUUGUUGUAACUCCACAGACAGCAAUACAAAAUUGGUGAGUAAAAGAAAACAAUU